CAACCACACAUCAAAUCAAUUGAAACUCCAAAAAGCCAACAUCGUAUCGAAAAGCAGAAAAUCACAAAACUGCCGUAUUAAUCGCGUUGAUGUUUCAUUGUUAAACUUUCGAUCUUGUUUGUUGAUUAUGGACGCACUACUUGAACUCGAUGGCGGAGAUUUUGAUGAUGAACUGCGGAUACAUCGCCUUGGCGAUGCCGCAGCUGGAGAUGCUGGUAAUGACUCCGAAUUUCUGGACCACGGACAGCCACAUCAGUUCCAAAGGAUCGAUCGUGAGAGGGCCAUACACAUAGAUGCUCCACAUGAACCACCCAUAAUCGUACUUCCAGCGGAAGAAGGACCCAAUGGACCAACACGUCUACGCAAAAAGCGUAGUUUCUACACUAUGAUCAAACCAUCACCCAUAUCCCAAAGCCAUGAGCCUGAAAUGUGCCUCCUAAUGGCCAAUGUUACGAGGGCAAUGUAUCACGUUCGGGAAGAUCGCCGAGGCGAGUUCUUUGCCAAUUAUAUGGUCGAGAAUAUGACCAGUCAGAACUACCCCAAUGGUGUGGGUCUGCCGCAGCACUGGGGUCAAUUCUGAUUAGCCAUACUUUGCACGGUGAUCUGGAGAACAUUUAUCGAGCAUCGGCAAGCUCAUUGGGAUCCCACUUGGCCCGAAAUGCACUUCCACUUUCAUUCAACAAAUCACAUCACCCCGAACUUGUCUCUUCUCCUCGGCGAACACGUUUAUCACAAAACUUUGGGACUCGCAAAUGUUCGCGUUUCAAUAUUGUUGAAUAAACAACACUGUUAAACAAGCUCAUAUUUUCAUAUUUGGUUAUUCAAGUUACCAAUUUUCUAAAUUUGCUUAUAAAUUUGUCACCAAAAAACAUGAAAUACUUACGACAAAAAAAUGUUAAAUAAGUUUGAAAUGAAAGAAAUGUUUCCCCUUUAAAUUGAAAAGUUGAAUAAAGAUAUAUACUGAACAUACCCA
This is a messenger RNA of Drosophila eugracilis, 973 nucleotides long. Its product is annotated as male-specific protein scotti. The coding region runs from base 128 to 580 and encodes 150 amino acids. The record is from RefSeq and is a predicted model, not a curated record. Lineage: Eukaryota; Metazoa; Arthropoda; Insecta; Diptera; Drosophilidae. Gene Ontology annotation, biological process: sperm individualization. The transcript has a single exon.